This is a messenger RNA of Notothenia coriiceps (black rockcod), 1548 nucleotides long. Its product is annotated as ephrin type-A receptor 3. The annotation marks the transcript as partial. The record is from RefSeq and is a predicted model, not a curated record. Gene Ontology annotation, cellular component: dendrite; plasma membrane. The transcript is spliced from 6 exons. Gene Ontology annotation, biological process: axon guidance; protein phosphorylation; ephrin receptor signaling pathway. Gene Ontology annotation, molecular function: ATP binding; protein binding; transmembrane-ephrin receptor activity. NCBI's taxonomy places the organism in Eukaryota, Metazoa, Chordata, Actinopteri, Perciformes, Nototheniidae.
AUGGGAGAGGGAGAAAGCUGCGUGGAGAGGAGACGCUCUCAGAUCAGUCAGUGGCUUCAUGGAGUUAUGUACCUCUGAUCCGCCGCCAUGGAUUGCAAUCCGCGAUCACUCCUUUUCAUUUUACCUCUUUUAUUGUCCUGCGUUAUUUCUACGUGUGCCGUCAUCUACGCUCCUAAUGAAGUCAACCUGUUAGACUCUAAAGCAAGCCAAGGGGAGCUGGGAUGGAUUUCCUACCCACUGCAUGGGUGGGAGGAGAUCAGCGGGGUGGAUGAGCACUACACUCCCAUCAGGACCUUCCAGGUGUGCAACGUGAUGGAGUACAGCCAGAACAACUGGCUUCGCACCAAUUGGAUCGCUCGCCAGUCGGCCCAGAAGAUCUACGUGGAGCUGAAGUUCACGCUAAGGGACUGCAACUCCAUCCCGCUGGUGUUGGGCACCUGCAAGGAGACCUUCAACCUCCUCUACCAGGAGACGGACGACGACCAGGGCACCCACUUCAGAGAACACCUGUACACCAAGAUCGACACCAUCGCCGCUGAUGAGAGUUUCACCCAAAUGGACCUCGGAGAUCGCAUCCUCAAGCUGAACACUGAGGUGCGCGAGGUGGGCCCCAUGACCAAGAAGGGCUUCUACCUGGCGUUCCAGGACGUGGGCGCCUGCGUAGCUUUGGUUUCAGUGAGGGUUUAUUUCAAGAAGUGCCCGAACACUGUGAGGAAUCUGGCCUCUUUCCCUGAUACGGUGCCCAUGGACUCCCAGUCGCUGGUGGAGGUCAAAGGGUCAUGUGUCAAUCACUCCAAAGAGCAGGAGCCUCCGCGAAUGUACUGCAGCACGGAGGGCGAGUGGCUCGUGCCAAUCGGGAAGUGUCUUUGUAACCCGGGUUACGAGGAAAGAAGCAACACCUGCCAAAUGUGCAGGGCGGGCUUCUACAAAUCGAAUCUUGGAAAUAUGGAGUGUUCCAAGUGUCCGCCUCAUAGUUUCUCUCACCACGAGGGGUCGCUGCACUGUGGCUGUGAGAAAAACUACUUCCGUGCCGAGGGAGACCCUGCAUCCAUGGCCUGUACCCGACCCCCUUCAGCUCCUCGAAAUGUCAUCUCCUCCAUCAACGAGACUUCGGUCAUCCUGGACUGGAGCUGGCCGGAGGACGCCGGCGGCCGCAGGGACAUCACCUUCAAUGUCCUCUGCAAGCGCUGCCGGGGGGUGGCUUCUAACGGCAGUAACGGCGGCAACCUGCGCUGUGAGCCGUGCCGGAGCAAUGUUCACUUCCUGCCCAGAGCCGCGGGCCUCCACAACACCACGGUGACGGUGGGCGACCUGUUAGCCCACACCAACUACACCUUUGAGAUUGAAGCGUUGAGCGGGGUGUCAUCGCUGGCACCCAAGAUGAGACAGUACGCCGCUGUCACCAUCACCACCAACCAAGCUGCUCCCUCCCCGGUGACAGUGAUCAGAAAGGAGAAGACGUCUCGAAACAGCGUCUCCCUGUCUUGGCAACGGCCAGAGAGACCCAACGGCAUUAUCCUCGACUACGAGAUAAAAUACUACGAAAAG